Messenger RNA from Microthlaspi erraticum, 3012 nucleotides. NCBI's taxonomy places the organism in Eukaryota, Viridiplantae, Streptophyta, Magnoliopsida, Brassicales, Brassicaceae. The record is from the annotation of a GenBank genome assembly.
AUGGAUCCUAGUCGAUAUGGUCGUCAGCAAGAGUGGGAUAAUAACAGUGCUCCGGAGGGGUAUGGUACUGAGCAUGAUCCAAACAAUCGGUUUGGCGCAUCAUAUAAUGAUGGAUAUCCCGAUGAAAGGUUGUUGCGGGAUGAUGUCUACAAUUAUCCACCUGGGAAUAAUACUGUGGGUGCUUUGCCUCAAUCUAGGAGGAGAGACUAUGAAGAAAGUUAUUCUCGUGAACCCCGUAGGCAAGAAAAGCCUUACCCUGAUACAAAUUGUGCUGAUGAUUAUUAUCACGAUGUUGAAGUUGGGAGUCGUGAUGGAUACUACCGUGAUCAUGGACACGAAAGGUCGUCACGAUAUGAUGGCCGCGAUGACUACGCUGGCAGUGAUUAUAACCAUAGGUCUAGAAAUCACCAUCAUAACAGAGAUGAUAGCCGUGAAAAAGAUAGUGGAUAUGGUCGCCGGAGUUAUGAUUCUGAUUAUGAUAGGGGCAGUGAGAGAGGUGGCAGUAGAAAAAGCCGGGAUUCGCAGGAUAGAGAAUGGGACUCACGUGAUAGAGAAUGGGACAAAAGAUGUUACAGCCGUGAAAGAGAUGUUAGUCCACGUAAGAGAUAUGAGAAAUCUCGAUCUCGAUCUGGCGGACGUGAUGGGUUCUCUAGAUCAAGAUCUCCUAGAGGUCGGAGCCAUGGGCGGGGUUACCGGGAGGACAGCUACGAGGGCGAUCACUGGCAUGAAAGCGAGAGGCAAAGAGAAUACGAAGAUAGACAUGACCAGGAUCAUUUUUCUGCUACCCCAUCCGCCACUGUUGUUGUGAAAGGUCUCUCGAUGAAAUCAACAGAAGAAGAUCUACACCAGAUUCUGGCUGAGUGGGGUCCUCUGCAUCAUGUUCGUGUGAUACGAGAGCAAAAUACUGGGAUUUCUCGUGGAUUUGCAUUUAUUGAUUUCCCCACGCUGGAUGCUGCGCGCACCAUGAUGGACAGAGUCGAGCGUGAUGGUAUAGUUCUGGAUGGAAGGAAGCUAAAUUUCCAUUACAGCAAACCUAUUGGUAGGGCUGGUGUGUCGCGUAGGCAGGAACAUGCCUCUAGGCGCAGUUAUGGUGGAAAUCGAAGUAUGAUGGUUCCAACAGAUUGGAUGUGUACAAUCUGUGGCUGUAUCAAUUUUGCGCGACGAACCUCCUGCUUUCAGUGUAAUGAACCCAAGACCAAGGAUUCCCCAUCAGCUGAUGCGGGUUUAUCAAGCUCAACACUAGGAAAACGAAGUUCCGAGACAGGUCCAACUCAUGUUUUAGUUGUACGUGGGUUGGAUGAAGAUGCUGAUGAGGGAAUGCUUCGUUAUGAAUUUUCCAAAUAUGCUCCUAUCAAGGAUCUUCGACUUGUGAGAGACAAAUUCACUCAUGUUUCACGAGGAUUUGCAUUUGUGCAUUUCUGUUCGGUUGAGGAUGCUACCAAGGCACUUGAAGCAACAAACGGAACAACUCUUGAAAAGAAUGGUAAAUAUCUUAGAGUUGCAUAUGCAAAGAGUGUUCAUGGUUCUGGAGCUGGUACUGCAGGAUCCUCUCAGUCUAGCAACCUCGCUGCUGCCGCAAUUGAAGCAGCAACAUUUUCUCAACAGUAUGACGCUACUGGAUGGGCUCCAAAGGAAUACACUCCUGAUGAGAAACAAACCACUGAAGGGCAGGCCCAGGGCGUAGGGGAAAUAGAAGCCCAGAAAGGGGCUUCUGCUCCACAAUCCGGCUAUGUGUGGGAUGAAGCAUCUGGUUAUUACUAUGAUGCUGCUUCUGGAUAUUACUACGAUGGAAAUUCAGGUCUUUAUUAUGACAGCAGUAGUGGGCUUUGGUACUCUUAUGACACUCAAACGCAACAGUAUGUUCCUUGUCUUGAACAGAACAAUGAGAGUAAACCAACUGAAAAACAAACAGAGUCUGCCAAGAUGGAGAAAUCCAGUCAACAAAAAGUUAUUAUCUCUGCCGCUGCUACCUCCAAUGUAGAAAAGUCUCUCUCCUUACCAGAUGCGGUUCAGGCGGCCGCAGCAGCAGCAAUUGCAUCAGAGAAGAGAGAAAAAGAGAGAGUGAAGGAGAUAAAACUUGCGUCUAAGAGUAGCAUACUGGCUAACAAGAAGAAAAUGAGCAACGUUUUAACAAUGUGGAAGCAGCGGAGCCAUGAAACACCUACACAACGUCCCUCACUUGGUGACAAGCCACCUACGGUAUCAGCUGAAGCAAGGUCGGCUUUCUCUGCUGGACAAUCUAAAGGCAAGCCGGAAUCUGAUGCAGUGAUUGCAAAGGAGAGAACUACCUUCAAUCAUGAAGUUUCUGCACUGACAGCAACUACAGAAAGCUCGAGUAGCAGUACAACAGGAGGACCUUUGAUGGGGGUGAUGAGAGGUUCUUUUGGAAACAAUUUGGGAGGAUCUUCUUCUUCUUCAUCAGCUAAUGUACAAGUGACUCCAGUUUUGCCUUCUGCUCCUUCACCUUCAGUUCCAGUUUCGGUUUCUGGGAGUGGGAGAAGAAGAUUCUCUGAAAGGCCGAGUGCAGUGCCUAGUCACAGAGAACAACCUCAGCCUUCAUACCGGGAUCGUGCUGCAGAAAGAAGAAACUUAUACGGAUCAUCAAGCUCGAGUGGAAAUGAUGUUCUUAUGGAUUCAAAUGAGGAUACAAUGGGGCUGACCAAAGGUUCAUUGGACCCAACACCUUUUCCUCCUGGUGUGGGUGGACGCGGGAUUACGACAACCGAAGUCGGUAGUUUCGAUGUAAUCACAGAAGAGAGAGCGAUAGACGAGAGUAACGUGGGAAACAGAAUGCUCAGGAACAUGGGGUGGCACGAAGGAUCGGGUUUGGGGAAAGACGGGAGCGGAAUGAAAGAACCAGUGCAAGCACAAGGCUUCGAGAGGAGAGCAGGACUUGGGAGUCACCAGAAGAAACUUGAUGCUGAGUUUGAGGCUAAGCCUGGUGACACUUACAGAACUAUCCUCCAUAAGAAAGCACUUGCCAGGUUUCGUGACAUGUCUGACAAUAAUUGA